Molecule: messenger RNA, 363 nt
Organism: Darwinula stevensoni
Lineage: Eukaryota; Metazoa; Arthropoda; Ostracoda; Podocopida; Darwinulidae
Source: the annotation of a GenBank genome assembly
AUGCCCAAGUUGAGAGGAAAACCAAAAGAAAAUGCCCGGCAGAAGAGGGAGCGAAAGGCAGACUUCAUGGAGAACAAGCAGCGGGCCCUCAAGAUAGGAAUCCCUAUCUUCAUUGCCUUCUGGGUGAUAGUUGCCAUCUUCGUUUACCUCAACACGAGGCCCAAAGUGUCAAGUAUCUCAAAGCAAUCUAAUGUGGAACCGGGAAGACCAGCAGCACUGUUCUUGCUCCUCGUGAUCGUCGACAUCCUCCAGUGUUCCCUUUGCCGUUUGGUGGUGAGCCUCACUUUCUUGGACGAUGUGGUUUCGCUUCGUAAAUCAUGUGCUUGCGAUGGCACGAAUUCGUCGAUUCGUCCUCAUCGGUAG